AUGACUUCUGUACCCCAGAAAUUCUGGCUGGCUAGGACAUUCGUCUCAUGGGAUCUGGAAGAUUGCCCAGUCCCUUGUAAUCUCACUGCUUGGUCGGUCUAUUGUAAUAUCGUAAAAGCUAUCGGUGACAUGGGUUACAUUGGUUACUUGUAUCUAUCUGCUUAUUCUCUUAAGGACGGACAAGAGUUUGAACAAGAGUUAGAACAAGGGCUUGGUAUUAAGCUUGAUUCCACCCGCAUCAAGAUUUUUCGACCAGAAAGUAGUAGUGCAAAACGUGACAAAAUAGUUGAGGACAUUCUUGAGUGGAAGGCAAGACAUCUCAAUGAAGCAACAAAUAUCUUGGUAAUCUCAAGAGAUGUCAUCUUUCACUACAAUCAAUACGUCCGCGCUCUUCAACUUGCAAAAGCGUCCGAUAACAAUAUUCUCUUGGCACUUACUAUUGAACCAUCAAUAUCGUGGUCUAGCCUAUCAUCGUUACUUGGUGUUUCAAGAUCAGUUUGGGAUUGGUCUAAGCUAUCAAUUAGUGGAGAGAAACCUCUAAUUUUGGAAACCGGAAGCUCGGAAGUCUUUUAUACUCCAUAUCCUAACCCGGAACUAUGUCUUAACUGUGAGAAGCCGAUUCACAAAGGAGCACAAACCAGCAUUCCUCAGUGCCUGGCUAAGACAUCGGUCUUUUGGAAUCUGGAAGAUUGCCCAGUCCCUUGUAAUCUCACUCCUGCGUUGAUCUAUGAUAAUAUCAAACUAGCUCUCAGUAAUAUGGGUUACACUGGUGAGAUCUCUGUCUCUGCUUAUUCCCUUAAGAAGUCUUCUUAUUCGCCUAAGAAGGAACUGGACAAGGAACAUAAGUUUAAAUACGCCGGAAUCAAGCUUUUGCAAGCAGAAAGACCUCGUAUGGACAUGAUUAAUGACGUUUUUCGGUGGGGAGCAAAGCAUUAUCGUGAACCAACAAAUUUGAUGGUCAUCUCAAAAGACAUCCCGGAAGAAGACGUUCUAUACGGUCGGAUUCUUCAACGUGCAAGAGAUGAGUGGAAAAACAAUAUUCUCUUGGCAUUUCCACAAGUCCCAACUGGAUCGGGGUGUGUUGCAAGUUCUGUUUGGCUUUGGUCUAGCCUAGCAACUGGUGGGAGCCCGCACAAUGGACAACAGUCUCUUUCUACUCCGCAGAAACCUCGUCGUGGAAGAAAAGGCUCCUCCUCACAGAAGCGUGGUAGCGCGGAAGGUUUGAGAUCAUCUACUCAAACUCCUCACAGAAGCUUAAGCUUAUCUCUGGAUGGGAAAAUAGACUAUGGGAAAUUUGUGGCAAUGAUGAGGAAAGGAAAUGGCAAUGGAGGAGAUUGGUCGGAGAACAACGAGGAACACUCUCCUCUUCCUCACGAGUCAAUUAAUCACUAA
Molecule: messenger RNA, 1392 nt
Organism: Arabis nemorensis
Lineage: Eukaryota; Viridiplantae; Streptophyta; Magnoliopsida; Brassicales; Brassicaceae
Source: the annotation of a GenBank genome assembly